AUGACUAAAAUUAAUGAACUAAACCAAGAAAUAACUGAAUUAAGCAAAAAAGCAACAGUGAGCCACAAGCUCAUUCAAACUGACCCGAUAAUCAACCAGGAGCUUCUCGACACCCAAGAAGUUUUGGGUAGAAAACAAAAAGAGCUGAGUAAAUUAAGAACUGAAGUAAUCGAACUCAAAGCCAAAUUAAGAAUUAGACCUGAGCCUGACUUACCCCAAACUGAACCAAUUAGCCCUUGGCUCUUAGGAGUUAUUUUGGUAGCUGGAGUUGGCUUGCUUUGA
Molecule: messenger RNA, 282 nt
Organism: Entrophospora sp. SA101
Lineage: Eukaryota; Fungi; Glomeromycota; Glomeromycetes; Entrophosporales; Entrophosporaceae
Source: the annotation of a GenBank genome assembly